UUCAUGUCAUAAAUCUUUAGCACAAGGUGCGAUGUUCUCAGUUUGGCCAAGAGGAGUUAGUGGCAAGAGGAGACAUGUUAUACACAGAACUCAGACUGGUGAUGAUGAUGCCGAUGUGGAUUACAGUGAUGCUUUUGAAUAAAAUCGAUUCUGCACAGACAAACGAUGUCAGUCAGCCGAACCCAAUGAUCACUGCUGGUGUUGGUGAGAAAGUGACUCUGCACUGCUUUAGACUGGGAGAGGAUAAGUCUGGAGCCAUCAUUUGGUACAAACAAAAAGUCGGACACGAGCCUUGUGUAAUGGUCACAGUUCAACGUGAAAUUCAUUAUGAGGAUGAGUUCAAGUCACCAAGAUUCAGCAUCGAGAAAGAAAAAACAAGCUGCCAUUUGGUGAUUGCUAACGUGGAACCAUCAGAUGAAGCUGUGUAUUACUGCGCGUAUAGACAAUUUUUAACAAGGUUUGGAAAUGGAACAUUUUUAUCAGUGAAAGGUGAUGGAGAUGUAAAAGUGUCAGUGUUCCAGAGCGGCGUGUCGGACUCGGUUCCUGCAGGAGCGUCAGUGACUCUGCAGUGCUUGGUCCUCUCUGAGAGCAGAUCAGCAGAACUCCAAGUGCUCUGGUUCAGAGCUGCUCCAUCACAAUCCCAUCCUCAAAUCAUUUACACUCAUCACAACAGCAGCCAUCAGUGUGAGAGCGGCUCUUCUACACACACCUGUGUGUACAACUUCUCCAAGAACAUCCUCAGCCUCAGUGAUACUGGAACUUACUACUGCGCUGUGGUCGUGUGUGGGAAGAUCAUUUUUGGGAACGGGACACGAGUACAGUUGGAGAGAUCUGUGGAUCCUGUAGAGAUCUACCUCGCUGUAGCGUUGGGACUGUGUGUGAUCGUGAUCUUUGCUUUGAUCUUUGUCAUAACCUGUGGAAGGAGACACUGUGAACAACGCAGGGUGAGACUCAAACAAGCUUCCGUGACAGACAAGACCCUCAAUCAGGACUGUGACAAUGCGGAGCUGAAUUACGCUGCCUUACAUUUCAAUGGGAGGAGAGCCAAACGAGGAAGAGUGAAGAAACCACAACCUCAAGAUGUUAUAUAUUCUGAUGUACGAGGUCUUUCUGUAACUUAGAUUUUAAUCAUGAAAAGCGCUAGUGAAUAAGGAAUAAAACAACUCGGGUGUGCUGUUUCUACUGAAAUUUAUUAUUUUUCUGUAACGGCACAUCCUGAAAUGUUUUAUAUAUUAUAUACUACAGCGAUUUGUAAAUAAUUACAACUUUUUUUGUGUCCUUGCAUCGACUUUAAGUAUCAAAAGACAAGACUGUGGUCAGACUGAUGGAAAUUAAGUAAUAUGUGGUAAUUGUUAGGGAAACGUCUA
This is a messenger RNA of Ictalurus punctatus (channel catfish), 1367 nucleotides long. RefSeq lists its product as uncharacterized. Lineage: Eukaryota; Metazoa; Chordata; Actinopteri; Siluriformes; Ictaluridae. The record is from RefSeq and is a predicted model, not a curated record. Gene Ontology annotation, biological process: response to bacterium. Bases 75 to 1121 code for a protein of 348 amino acids. The transcript has 6 exons.